AUGAAGAGCUCACAGCUAUUUAGAAAACCGAAAAUGAUUGAGCCAGAGGUGCUGACUGAGGUCCCUGCAGAGCUGAAGCGCCUGGCCAAGCAGGUGGUACGGGGCUUCUAUGGUGUUGAACACGGCUUAGCCUUGGAUGUACUGAUCCGAAACCCAUGUGUGCGAGAGGAGGACAUGCUGGAGCUGCUGAAGUUCGAUCGCAAACAACUGCGCUCUGUUCUCAACACCCUGAAGGCAGAUAAGUUUGUCAAGUGCCGCAUGAGAGUGGAAACUGCCCCGGAUGGGAAGACAACUCGACAUAACUACUACUUUAUAAACUACAGUCUGGACCAGUGCAAAAACAUGAACACUGUUCUGCAGCAACAUUUCAGAGUUCUGGUGAAUGUGGUGAAGUACAAGCUCGACCACAUGCGGCGGCGAAUUGAGACGGAUGAACGCGACUCGACGAACAGAGCGUCUUUCCGCUGCCCCUGCUGCUUCUCCACCUUCACCGACCUCGAGGCCAACCAGCUCUUUGACCCUAUGUCAGAUACUUUCCGCUGUACGUUCUGCCAGACGGAGGUAGAGGAGGACGCGUCGGUGUGCCCAGACGCCAGGACGCCCGUGGCCCGCUUCAACGAGCAGAUCGAGCCCAUCUACGCUUUGCUGCGAGAGACUGAGGACAUCAACCUGUCUCAUGAUUUACUGGAGCCAGAGCCGACGGAGAUCCCAGCGCUCAAACAGAGUCGCGAAAGAGCCGCCGCUGCAGGAAACGCAGGCCCACACCGCGAGGCCUGGGCGUCCAAAGGCUCGUCCUACGCAGACUUGUACUCUCAGAACGUGGAGAUCAGUAUGGACAAGCCGGACGAGCAGCGCCAGGCCAACGAGGGCAAGGCCCCCAAAGAAAGACCCAUCUGGCUCACACAGAGCACAGUGCAGGGGGCCGACGCCGAGCCAGACCUCAUCAAGAGCCGUGCAGAGGCCGCUCCGGGAUCUCAGGACGCCGCCGCCACAGAACAGACCAACGAGAACGAAGAGGUCAUGCGCGCCCUCCUCAUCCACGAGAAGCGGAACGUGGCCGGGGCCGCGUCCACCGCCACCACCACCUCUGCCGCCGCCGCCACCAGGGGGCUCACCUCAGCUACCGCCAACGCCAGCGACUCCGAGAGCGACACGAGCGAAUCGGACGACGACGCUCCCAAAGCCCCAAAAGCCCCGCCCGCCGCGCCCCAGCACCACAUGUCGGAGGAUGACGACGAUGACUUCGAGGAGGUGGGAGAGGAGCACACGGUGAUGGUCGGGGGGCGGCCACAUUCCUACAGCGAAGUGAGCCAGCGGCCAGAGCUGGUGGAGCAGAUGUCGGCGCAGGAGAAGGAGGCCUAUAUUGAAAUGGGUCAAAACCUGUUCCAGGACAUGUACUACUGA
Knipowitschia caucasica is the source of this 1404-nucleotide messenger RNA. NCBI's taxonomy places the organism in Eukaryota, Metazoa, Chordata, Actinopteri, Gobiiformes, Gobiidae. The record is from the annotation of a GenBank genome assembly.